ACACAACUCCGAUCUCCACGAUGUCAUCACCCUCGCCUUAGUCAGCGGACCACGUGCCUCUUUCAAAGAUAGUACACAGAGUCUAGCCCUCGGUUUUCCCCCAGAUAGUUUCAAUCUAUAUAUUUCCCGUCAUCAUGGUCUAUUAUAUUCGUUUUCUCAAAACCCCAAGGGUCCAGAAGCAGAAAGCGGGGUCCUUGUCUAUUUCGGCGCUGAUCUGCAUCACCACGGACUUGGGAGAUGCGUUUCUAGCCCAGGACGUGGAUUUAGUCGUAUCAUUGACUCUCAAGGAGUCAGAAAAGGUUCUACAUCAGGAGCCAUUGAGUUGGAAAGCUGGCAAACGGGAACUGGCUAUAUUAUUGGGACCUUUCCAUCCACAGCUUUCCCAGCAUGCCAUUGUUCUUAGUGUCGCUGCAGCUGAUCGUGGAAAGCACCAUCCGCCUUCUCCAGACAAUCUACUAGGAAACCCUGGUGUUCCUCUGGUGAUUUCCGGAUGGAGUGCACCUUUUGGUGGGUCAGAGUCUUUGGUAGCCGAAAAACUCGUCGAAAGACGCUUUGGGCCGAAAGGUCGCCUAGACCUUAGAAUAUGGGAAGAAACCGGAAAUAGCAUUGCCCGUCAUAUCUGGGAUGCAGCCAUUGCAUCGGUGAUGUGUCUCCAGCAGUUAGCUGCCGGAGACUCAGCAAUCACAGUACCACUACUUUCAAAACUACUACAAGCAGAACGCAAUGCUCCUCUUCGUGUCAUCGAAUUAGGAUCAGGAUGCGGCAUUGUCGGGAUAGCAUUAGCGCAAAUACUUCCCCAAUGCUCCGUCCUACUCACAGACCUGCCAGAGGUUGAAGAAAUUGUAGCGAAAAACAUAGCGGUUGCCAAACCAACGCCAUCCUCUAACCUUGAGUAUCGAACGUUGGACUGGGACGAAGUGCUCCCAGAAGACCUUUGUAACGGCUCUAUCGACCUCGUCCUUGUAUCAGACUGUACCUACAAUGCCGACAGCUUACCUGCACUAAUCUCGGUCCUGGACCGUCUCGUUCAGUCGUCACCGGAUGCUAUCGUUCUUGUGGCACUGAAAAGACGACAUGAGAGUGAGACCGUUUUCUUUGACUUGAUGGAGUCAUCAGGACUCUCCAACCUGCAUCAUCAUAGUAUGCAAUUGCCCUCACAACAUGACCAGUCUGACCAGAUUGAACUGUAUUGCUAUGGAAACAAGACAAGACAUCCAAAGUCCAUCGCGACGUGAAAGACCUCCCGGCUCAUUAACAAUUCUCUUGGCGCAAAAUGAUAUGAGAAGUCCUCUUUCGCCCUCGCACUUGCAGAUACGAAAUAACAGUAUGUUUCGUAUCCUGACUCUGCUUUC
Aspergillus pseudonomiae is the source of this 1352-nucleotide messenger RNA. RefSeq names its product protein N-lysine methyltransferase family protein. Bases 135 to 1235 code for a protein of 366 amino acids. The record is from RefSeq and is a predicted model, not a curated record. NCBI's taxonomy places the organism in Eukaryota, Fungi, Ascomycota, Eurotiomycetes, Eurotiales, Aspergillaceae. The transcript has 2 exons.